AUGGAUUCAAGUAACGGAUAUGGCUAUGGUUAUGGUUAUAACUACCAGAAUGGCCAUAAUGGGACAGAUGUCGCGUCUUCCACAAGUGAAACCCGUCAAAUGAGGCCACGACCAUUCACCGUCGACGAAGCUCUUCCAUAUUCACCUUUUUCCUCUGUCGUUCCCUUCAAUUCUGCAGAAAUUCAACAAGGCAGAGGAAGUCUAGAAAGCUUGAACGUCGAAGCAACGAACCCAUAUCAGACCUCGCAGCGCCUGCAACGAACUCUGAAAGACCUCGAACAGUUACUUAAACCAGAAGAUCAUACAAUUUAUAACUUCAAGAUCGGACCAAAGAUCGCAUCACUUCCUGAUGCUACUCCAUUGAAACCCAAUCUUUCACCCUUUGCGCAGAUGCUAUACGACUCAACUAAGGUGGAGUAUAAGAUUGCAGAGCGUCUAGAAGUGCCAGCCAUGAGGCAUAGAAUGCAGAAGCAGAGAACUAAGUCGCAGUCGAAGUCGAGAAAUCCAAGUAGCAGCUAUGGGAAUACGAAUUUGCAGGCCCAUACUGCGAAUACAAACGCUACUAUAUUUCCUGAAGCCACUACUACGAAGCCUGCUGCUGAACAUGCGAAUGUCGUGCCUAAAGCAAAGUCGCAAAUCGCGGUCGAAAUUCCUUUGCCAAAGGCACUUGCGCCUUUUCACAAGCAAAGUCCAAGCCCUGCGCCAAAUUCACAUCCGCUUUUUCAGGAUGGCAAGCAGAGUCAGAAUAUUCCGCCUUCUUCCUCACAACCAGGCAUUUCCGUUGUCAUUCCGCAAUCACAGAUAAAGCCAGAAGAAUACAAGGUUGUAGAACCUCUUCCAGACUCGCCUGAAAGUCCUGCCAAGAACCGAAGACGAGCGGGCUCCGAUGAAUAUGAAGGGAAUGUCUCUGGAGUGGUCGACCAAAGAGAGAAGGCCGAUAUUGCCGCGCGAAACCUCCGAGAAUAUCUUCAAGAUGUUUUCGAAGCCGAAAAUCAAUUCCAGCCUGAAACUAAUAUCUCUAACAAUUUCCUCAUUUCGACGAACGAGGGAAUCGGCCUUGCUGCUAAUACUCAAACGCGACUCGAGGGCCUCUUAAACAGAAUUAUUGAAGUUGGCAGAAUCAAACAGGUUCCCUUGGAAGACUUGAUUCGAAUUCAAAAAUUGUCUGAAGCUGCUUUAAAAGAAGCCGAGACACUCGACUUGAAGAUCGACGAGGAAAUGGGAGAGUCAGAUGUCGAAAGUCUAGUUAUGACUGGCGGGCGUGACGAGAAGCAGCUGUACUCAGAAGACCUAAUUCAAUCCGCUUUGAAUGCAUUUAAAAACAUCAUGGAGAAUUUCAUAAUUCCGAUUGUGGAACUUCGCAGCACGGGGUCGACUUCAGCAUUGUUCAAGCUGCUUUCUGCCCAGAAGAAAGCUAUUCUUAAUUUACUGGCUCAAUGCAGACGCCUUUUGUCCCUCAUGGCGGUUCUCGUGGCCAAUAUUGAUCUAUCUGAAACGGUCAUCAACAGUCUUGAGUAUGCAGCUUCUAAAUUGAUAUUUGUUGAGAAUGCUCAUGCAGAGAAAGACUCCGUACUUGGUAUCUCUAAAUUCGACAAUCUUAGAGUCAUAGCCAUGGAUGUACUUGCACAAGUAUUUAACAACAACCCAAAAGAAAGAGCAGAAAUCUUCAAUGAAAUUCUGACAUCCUUGGAGAAGCUUCCUGUUACCAAACAGAGUGCUCGGCAAUUUAAAUUGGCGGAUGGGGGGAGCAUUCAACUUGUCUCUGCUUUAAUUAUGAAGCUGAUUCAGACAAGUGCCAGCAAAACGGACGACGCGAAAGAGAAGCGAAGACGAAAGGCCCAAGAUGCUCUGACCGGAGAUGAUGAGGGUCAAGAGGAUGCAAUCAAUGAUGCUGAUAAUCGUCGGCGAUACGAUACAGAAAGAAGAGCAAUCGAGCAGAACGUCACAGCGAUCCAAGAACUGAAAGACUGCGGAGCUUCACUACUGGAAAGUGCGACACAGAACACAGGAUAUGUGGUCAAUUUCAUUGUUAGUAGAGCAAUUAAAUCUACGAAGAAUGGCGAUACACCAUACCGGAAUCUGCUAGAUCUCUUCGUCGAAGACUUUGUUACAUGUUUGAACUCUCCGGACUGGCCUGCUGCAGAACUACUCUUACGCCUAUUCCUCUUCAAAAUGGUUCAGCUGGCUGAAGCAGAAAAAACCCCUGCUCCUGCCAAGAACAUGGCCCUUGAUCUUCUUGGGUCAAUGGGUGCAGCAAUCUCGGAAUUGCACUUUCAUGUUCGAAAGAGUGCCGCCUCGCUUGAAAAUCGAGAUGGACGUAUGGGACAGGCUCUUUCAAGAAUGGUUGAGGAAUCACUUAAACACGAAGCAAAUACUCAUGAAAUCUUGACAUGGGGUGGACCUUACUUCAUGUGCCUAGAUUUCAUGGAAGAUCGCUGCUUUGCUGAUCCUCAGCUAGCAAGCAGUAUUUCUCUCAUGAUUGUUGAAUGGGCCUCAAAAUUGGCAGACGAAUACGACAACAUUCUUGAUAAUGAUCCUGAUCACGAGCGCAUCGAGGAGAACUAUGGUAAAGUGGCAUACCGACUUAGAAUGAUGAUCACAGAUAAAAAAUGGUUUUCUACAGAAUAUGGCCAUGGCUCGGUCGACCCUAGUCAUGCCCGCUUGGCUUACUCUGUAACCUUGUUGCAUUCAACCUUCUGCACAUCUUUCAGUCGUGUGCUUGAUAUUCUACUUCGAUCAAUGUUCAGCGAGCAAGCUACCGUCAGAAGUAAGAGUCUGAAGAGUGUUAAUCAGGUUCUGGAAACAGAUCCAACCAUUCUUGAAAGAGAGCCUACCGCCAAGCAAAUGAUUUUGAGGUGCUCAAAUGAUCCUUCAGUCGGUGUAAGAGAUUCGGCAUUGGGUCUCAUUGGAAAAUGCAUCUCACUGGUACCAUCCCUUGAGGUGGAGAUGACUCCUAGUAUUCUUCACCGUGUCAAUGAUAGUGGUGUCGGUGUUCGAAAACGAGCUAUGAAACUACUCAAAGACAUCUAUUUGAACAACACCAAUAAAGAUGUCAGGGCCUCAAUUGCAGAUGCUAUCCUAUACAGAGUCACCGACCUUGAUGACAGUGUUCAAGAAUUGGCUCGGUCAACAAUCGAGGAAGUUUGGAUGUUACCUUUCUACAAAAUAACUGGAUCUGAAGAUACAUCAGUUCAAGCAAAACUCGCCAUUUCAGAUCAUGUCACCCUGAUCAUCAAGACGGCUCAGAGGCAGAAUGGAACCUCUGGUGUGUUAGACAAAGUGCUCCAAAAUCUACUUUCACCAAAGUCGAAAUACCCCGACGCCAAUUUCAAGGUCUGCAAAGCACUUGUUGCUGCUAUGUUUGAGACAAUUAUUGAUAAUGCCGCUUCCGAGGAUUCCGAUGCACCAAAUCUUCGGGAAUCUCUAGAAGUACUCACCAUAUUUGCCAAGUCCAAUGCAAACCUAUUCACAGCUGAUCAAAUCCAAUUACUACAACCAUAUGUUGCAAAUGUUGGUAGUGGUGAUGAAGCUGCUAUCUAUCGUUCAGUUGUUAUCAUAUUUCGCUAUGUCCUUCCUAGUUUACCCAAGGUUCAACAUGGUUUCCUCACUGAGAUUAGGAAGCAUCUCUUACCAACUAUGACACGCAGUCCCAAAUCUAUUUUAGAUGACAUUGUUGCAUGCUUAUGGAUCAUUAGUAGUGUUCUUGAUGAUUAUCAUAACUUAACAAGAGUCGUAUUAUCUAGUUUGGCUGGUAUUCAGAAGAUGAAAAGCAUUGAUCUGAACGAUCCAAAACGAGCCGAUCUUGUUAAGAAAUUGACAAAACUUCUUCUAAUUUGUGGCAUGUGUGGUAAGCACUGCGACCUUGAUCCUCAGCACGAGAUUUUCAAAGAGAAGGAGUUUCCGAAGAUGAAAGGCAACUCGGUUUCAAAACUGAUGGUUGAUACAUUUGCCCCAUUUGCGACUCCUUCUCAGCCUAUGGAAGUUCGAAAGCAUGCGCUUGAUGCAAUGGGUAUGGUUUGUCAAUCUUGGCCGAAGAACUUUUCCGCCGCCAACGUUUACACCACGUUCAUCCAAGUAUUUAGUGAUCAAGAUUUGGAAUUGGAGACGAUCGUGAUGAGAGCCUUCAAAGAAUAUCUUUCGAUUGAGGAAAAGCGAUCAGAAGAAAGUGGCGAUGGUGCUGUCGGCACUGGCACAGAUUCAAAGGCAAAAUUGGGUGUCAUGGGCGGUAGUCAAGGUGACGGUGUUGCAUUGGACAUCGCACAGAGAUUCUUAAAAGAUAUUGCUCGCAUCGCGCUUGGUAGCCAAGACAAGGAAGCACUUCUUGCUGCAGAGGUUGUGGCAAGCAUCAAUAGACAAGGUCUUGUUCAUCCCAAGGAAACUGCUUGCACUCUUAUCGCCCUAGAAACUUCACCUACCAGCAAAAUUGCUGACAUUGCAUUCAGGGAGCACAGGGCUCUUCAUGAGAAGCAUGAGACGAUUCUCGAGAAGGAAUAUAUGCGAGCUGUUUUGGCGGCGUACGCAUACCAGAGAGAUGUAGUCAAGGACACUCAUGGUGCUACACUUAAUCCUUUCACUUCGAAACUCUGGAUGAUGAUUGAAGUCAUGAAAAUUAGCAAGGUCAAGAACCGAAAGAAAUUGUUCGAUAGCCUAUGCUCGCGAAUUAAUUUUGACCCGGCAAAACUCGACGCCAUUGAAGAUCUACCACAUCAUUUGGAUUUCGCGCAAUUUAUCAUCGAGAAUCUAGCUUUCUUCGAAUAUCAAACCGUGGAUGAAUUACUGUCAACUAUCGACUCGAUGGAGAAAUUGGUCGCGGGUACAGGUACGGGUAUUGCUCAUGCGAUUGAGACAGAGGUCCUUCAUAUUAGCCUCGACCAACCAGCAAAUGAAACCGAUGCAAAUGGUCAUAUUCAUCCAGACGUACCAAAGCGAGAUUUAGUGCGCCUACAACAGCUCACUGCAAUCUCAAUCAUGCUUACGAAUCUGUGGGAGGCUCGUACAUAUCUUCGUCGUCAGUUUGGAUUGAUGAAUAGAGAUGGAAAAGUUAAAGGUGCAAUCAAAGAUCUCAGUCGGGCUCCGGUAAAGGUGACAAGCGUCUCUGGAGAUAAAUUCUGGAGCGAAGUUUGUGGUAGAAUGACUAGUUGCGAGUCCGAGGACAAAAUGGAAGCGCAAUGUCGGGCCUUUGUGGAACUACUCAAUGUAGAUCACGACUUCAAGGUCUCAGCAGAAAAUGAUGAGAUUGAUGAGAGAGGCAGAAUGAGUACGCCAAGUGAUGACGAGGAUGGGACACCAGGCCCGCCGGGUGGCAGCGGAAGAGGCCGUAAGAGAAAGGCUGGUUCCAAUGGUGCCUUAGGAGGGCGAAAGAAGCGAGCCAGGUCCAGUUCAGUCUCAAGAGGACGAGGUAAACCAAAAGGAGCGAGUUUCAUUUCCGGAAAGGGAGCUUCUGUUGAGCGUAACGAUGAAGGCGAGUGGGAUAAUUAG
Molecule: messenger RNA, 5478 nt
Organism: Botrytis sinoallii
Lineage: Eukaryota; Fungi; Ascomycota; Leotiomycetes; Helotiales; Sclerotiniaceae
Exons: 5
Coding region: 1-5478 (1825 amino acids)
Biological process (GO): establishment of protein localization to chromatin; establishment of mitotic sister chromatid cohesion; replication-born double-strand break repair via sister chromatid exchange
Cellular component (GO): Scc2-Scc4 cohesin loading complex
Molecular function (GO): chromatin binding
Source: RefSeq, a predicted model, not a curated record